UUCAACAAAUGAAGGUUAUCUCAAAUGUUGUUGUUCUAAAACAAAAUAAUGUUGCUAUAAGGAGUCUCCUUAUAAAAUUUUUGCUAGAAAUUUUCAGGAAUUGUUGUAGUAGAAAUGGAGGAUUCAUAUGACAAAUAUGUCGUUAAACUUGAGGAAUCUAAUCAUGCCUCAGAAGACGAAAAGAAAACUACUGUGGGUACUUCAGAAACGACUGAACAUGGUGAAAAUUUUACUAUCCCAAAAAUAGAUACUAAUGACGAAAAUGAAUCAAAUGUAUAUUAUGGCACAGAUUGUAUCAAAGAAAAAUCAUCAAUUUCAGUAGAUCAUUGUUAUGCUCGACCUUGGAACUGGAAAGCAGAAUCCAGUUUUCUCAGGCCUACUAAAACUCUCUUCAUACCAAAGAAUCCUUCGAAAAUUAAUUUUUCUGGUCAGAUAAUACAUUCUCAAGCUAAUGAAGAUUUACUUGAUGUAGAAACCGUCGACAAUCAACCAACACCUAUAUAUGAUGUAAAUAAAGCCAAAUCAUUGAUGGAAGAAUGUGAAAAUCAUGUUAAAUGUUUUAAAAAUGAUGAAGGAAACAAUCAUUGGGAAGAAGCUAUACUGAAUAAUUUCAGUAAUAAUUGGACACCCACGCAAAUAAGACUUUUCAAUGGAGUCAUAAGUAUUUUAAAUAACCAUCAAUUAGCAAAGUUGGCUUCUAAAGGAGUGGAUUAUGAAGCUAUUUGUAGGAGAACUGCAAUCGAUAAAUCUGUUCAGAGGUUGAGACGACUGAUGGCUACAGUAUUCUGGGAUCAAAAGUUGACACAAUGGUUGCAUCAGUUGUUAGUAGAUAAUCUAAGUACAGAGUAUUUGGGUAUAUACUUGGAUAUCUUGCAAACCUUGAAAGGUAAACUACCUUCAUUCGUUGAGAAAAUGAUAAAUAGCCAAACUGCACACAAAAUAGGAAGUAUCUCAACUGAAAACCUAUUGCCAAUUCUGAAAAGGCCAUGGGAUCCCGUUAUAUCCAGUUUAAUGCAAGAUAAACCGAAGAAAUUACCUGGAAAUCCUAUUAUUGUUGUUGUUCCUUCAUCUCCAGUGACUUCUAACCGUUACAUGAAAUGGAUAAAUUUAUUAUCAAAUUUAGCAAUGGUUGUCAAUGUUCCAUUUAAUAUGGGAACUCCUGGGCAAAGACUCACAACAAUGCAUGCUGCAGAUCAGAUGUUUGCCUCCAUCAGAGGGCAGGUUCAAGAAAUAAAGAAUGACCACCCUAACAAAAAUAUAGUCUUGCUUGGUUUUAAUGCAGGUGCUGCUAUGGCAUUGCAAGUUGCGCAGGUUGAACAAGUGUUGGGCGUUAUAUGUUUAGGAUUUUCUUUGUUAACAGCAGAAGGUAAGAGGGGCGAACUCGAAGAUACUUUAUUAGAACUGCAAACUCCUGUGUUGUUUGUUAUUGGCCAGAGUUCAACUACUUCAUCGCAGGAAGAUAUGGAGGAUUUGAGAGAAAGAAUGAGAGUUGAAACUGGUCUUGUAGUAGUGGGCUCUGCAGAUAAUUAUUUGAGAAUAAGUAAAAAGAAAAAGAGAAACGAAGGAAUAACUCAAAGUGUUGUAGAUAGAUGUAUUGUGGAUGAAAUUGGUGAGUUUAUUAGUGGGAUAAUAUUAUCUCCUUUCCCUCCUCAAAUAAGACAAUCACCUGCUCAUGUACCUGCGGAGGUAGUUUCUACAAAAAAAAGUAAAACUGAAAGGAGAAGAUAUAACUCAAAUGCAAGCUCCUUGGAUAGUGAAGAUCUCAUGUCUCCUAUGCCUCUCAGAAUAUCAAGGCCAGUUGGAAGACCACCUGGUUCGAAAAGCAAGUCGAAACUUGAAGUGAAGUGGGCGGCUCAGGUUGCUCAAGGUACUGAAACAACAGCCAAUACUACAACUGUUAAUAAUCCUACUAGCUCUUCUCCUAGUAGCACUCCUCCUGACACUCCUCUCACUUUGGACUCUUCCUCUAAUGAUAGCUUUCUUGAAAAACAAAACACCGAUAAACCUAUUUCAAAAUUCCCAACUACAAAAAUUAAAACCAUUUUUCCAAACACCCUUGAUCCACAACAGUUUGUUAGAAAGGUUAGAACCUUGAAACCUGUCACUGCAGGUUCUUCUUCACACAAUGUUAUUGCAACUACUUUAAACAAAGGUUCUCCCAUCAAAGGACUACAAACAUCUACUCCAGCUAAAAUGCAGGCAUAUGGGAUGGCGAGACAUAACAUUGUUUCUGGAUCAAGAUUAUCUACUUUACUGAGGGGUGGUAUUAAGACUAUACCACCAACACAACCAAAGACAUCGUCUCCUUCAAUAAAAAGUCCCCCAAAUUACUCAGUCCUAGAAAACGUGACUUUUUCAGCGGGGAGUAACAAAUUGAUAUCUAACACAAUAGGUAAAACAGUGACUGUAUUAAAUUCGGGUAGUGGCAUGAAGUCAACAGGAGCAAAUGUAAUUUUGAUGCCUGAUGGAAAAAUUAAAACUAUCACUUCAGGAAAUAUAGUGAAAGGUACUAGUUAUAUAACAUCAAAGAAACAACUACUAGGAAACAAACCGCCAAAGCCAGUGAAGAGAUUCGCGCCAUUCAAGCAGUCUUCAUCCACUGCAUCUACUAAUCUAGCUCCACCUACAAACUUAACUACUCAAGAUAUAAUGGACCUACCUAUAAUAUUUGCGGAUGAUAACCAAGUAUUGGAUGCACCUCUUCAGGAGAUCUCUCCCCCACCACUUCCACCUGUACAACAAACCACUCCCACUAUAGUUCCACCUAAGAUAAUAACUCCUGGUAGUAAAUUUGUAUUGGUCAAUAAGCCAGUUGGCGGAAGCCAGGGUAAUACGCAUUUUGUGAUAUCUCAAAACUCUUCCAAGAAGCCUACCAAUUUGUUUCGUCAAACACCAAAAUAUACAAAGAUAAUAUUAUCUAAGAGAGCACCUACUGAAGAGUUGAAGUCAUCAAACAUUAUAACAAGGAUUGCAAAUUUAUCUCCAGAAAUAUCGGUAAAGAAGGUUAGAAGUCCGUUGGCCAACACUUCAAGUUCAAUAACCACUAUUGAAAAUAUAGAUCUUGAGAAUGAGUUGGUAGCAACUUCCAUUCCAAAACCUAUAUUUGUGAAUGAUGUCAAGAAUAUUUCGUCUGUAUCUCAUUUUGUAAGCAAGCAAGGUGGUAGCUUCAUCAAAACUAUAGAAAACGUUAAGGAAGGUAAUAAUUUUAAAAGAACUUACCCUUCCAUUACUAACUAUGAUGAUGACGAUUCAGAUCCUGAUUAUAUUCCACCAAAGAUGGUUAAAAUGAACUGAAGUAUUCUGAUAUGUAUAAGUUGUAAGUUAUGUAUUAUUUCUAAUAUGAUCAUAUAUCAAUUAAAUUUUGUAUUGUUAAGACACUGAUGAGAUAAAUAUAUUUAUUAGUUACUUUCCAA
This is a messenger RNA of Harmonia axyridis, 3413 nucleotides long. RefSeq names its product KAT8 regulatory NSL complex subunit 3 (gene Rcd1). The record is from RefSeq and is a predicted model, not a curated record. The coding region runs from base 115 to 3294 and encodes 1059 amino acids. The transcript is spliced from 12 exons. NCBI's taxonomy places the organism in Eukaryota, Metazoa, Arthropoda, Insecta, Coleoptera, Coccinellidae. Gene Ontology annotation, cellular component: NSL complex. Gene Ontology annotation, biological process: positive regulation of transcription by RNA polymerase II.